This is a messenger RNA of Triticum turgidum subsp. durum (durum wheat), 702 nucleotides long. The record is from the annotation of a GenBank genome assembly. Lineage: Eukaryota; Viridiplantae; Streptophyta; Magnoliopsida; Poales; Poaceae.
AUGUCCGCCGCCAGCGUUGUCCGUUUGUCGCGGUCGGCCACCAGAUUCGUGGCCAAGGCCGCGAGCGGCUUCCACCUGCUCCGCAUCGACGGCUACUCGCAGGCCAAGACGAUCCUUCCCGGCCAGAAGAUCUCCUCCAUGGCCUUCGCCGUCGGCGGGCAUUCCUGGCGCAUGGACUACUACCCCAACGGCCGCGACACCUCCGCCAAGUCCAACGCCGUCUCCGUCUACCUCCAGCGCAUCGACCGCGGCCAGGAGGAUCCCCUCCAGGCGCAGUACAAGUUCAGCCUGGUGGACCACGCCGGCAACGCGGCGUACGAGCUCCCGGCCCAGACCGGCACCUUCAUCUCCGUCCCAGAAGUCAACGUCUACCAGCGCCAUGCCGCGACGGGGACCUUCGGCGGCCCCGCCGAAGGCGAACCAGGGCCAGGAUGCGGCCUCGAGGAGUUCAUCGUCAAGGAAGAGCUGGAGAAACGGGAGCAUCUGAUCCGCAACGACUGCCUCAUGGUCCGGUGUGACGUGGGCGUCACAGAGGUGGGAACCUCAUGGCUGGCGACGGACGAGAUAACGAACGAUUACGAAGAAGAAGAUAGUGAUGAUGAUGAUGGGUACGGCGCGGGGACCCCUCGCCGCCGUCGUCGCCGCCGUCGUCGGGACGACGGCGAAUACGUCAAGUGGUGUUUGGCCCAACGACCUAGGUGA